UUGCAACCACAAAUAAUCGAGAGAGAGAGAGAGAGAGAGAGAGAGAGAGAGAGAGAGAGAGAGAGAGAGAGAGAGAGAGAUGAGGCAGUUACAAGGAACAAGCCUAUGUAUGAGCAUCUUCUUCCUGGCGACUUCAUUUGCCAUUGUGAUUGUGGUUGUGAUAGCAAAUGCUUCCAAAGGAUUGUCUUUGUUCUCUCUUCCAUCUUCGACAUGGUCAUGGAGUACUGGUGGCGUUGCCUCACUUUCCUCUUCUUCCUUUUCCAACUCCUCCUUCACCGAUGACAAGAGUCAAGAUGGUGCCAGUAACAAAUCUGGUUUGAGAAGAAGUAAGAAGAAGAGAGAUGAAAAACUAGGGAGGGUUGAAGCAGGACUUGCCAGAGCCAGAGCUCUAAUCAGAGAUGCCAUGAUCAAUCAGAACAGUUCAUCGCCUCUUGAUGGAGAUUCAGAUUAUGUUCCAAAAGGGGACAUUUACAGGAAUGCUUAUGCUUUUCGCAGAAGUUACCAGUUAAUGGAACGCAUGUUUAGGAUCUAUGUCUACGAAGAGGGAGAGCCACCACUGUUUCACACUGGGCCUUGCAAGGACAUAUACUCCACGGAAGGAAUUUUCAUCAACUUGAUGGAAACAAACACCCGGUUUCGAACCCGUGAUCCCGAUCGAGCUCAUGUUUACUACCUUCCGUUCAGUGUGGUGAUGAUCCUCAACACCCUCUUCGAUCCGGUCAUCCGCGACAAAGCCGUCCUGGAACGGAUAAUCGGUGGCUAUGUCCGUCUCGUUUCUUCCAAGUACCCGUACUGGAACAGAAGUCUCGGAGCCGAUCAUUUCAUGCUGUCGUGCCAUGAUUGGGGCCCGCGUGCAACUUGGUAUGUUCGCCAGUUAUAUUUCACUUCAAUUCGAGUUCUAUGCAACGCCAACACAUCAGAGCACUUCAAUCCGAAGAAGGAUGCAUCAUUCCCAGAAAUCAACUUAAAAACAGGCGAAAUUGAAGGACUCACCAGUGGCCUGCCUGCCUCUAACCGCACGGUCCUAGCGUUCUUUGCAGGGAGUGCACACGGUAAAAUUCGCCCUGCUUUUCUAAAACAUUGGAUGGAAAAAGAUGAAGACGUACGAGUUUACAAAAAUCUUCCGGAGGGAAUUUCCUACCCUGACAUGAUGAAGAAGAGCAGGUACUGCAUUUGCCCAAGUGGGUGGGAAGUAGCGAGCCCAAGAAUCGUGGAGGCGAUUUAUGCAGAGUGCGUGCCGGUAUUGAUUUCCCAAAACUAUGUGCUCCCGUUUAGCGAUGUUUUGAAUUGGAACUCGUUUUCGGUUCAGGUUUCGGUGAGUGAGAUACCGAAUCUAAAGAAAAUUCUGGUGGGAAUACCGGAGGAUCGGUAUUUAAGAUUGCAGGAGGGAGUGAGGCAGGUGCAAAGGCAUUUUUUGGUGAAUGAUCCUCCAAAGAGAUUUGAUGUGUUUCAUAUGAUAAUUCACUCGAUUUGGCUGAGAAGAUUGAAUGUUGCUAUUUAUGUAUAGUUGAUCAUGUUACAUUAGGACCAAUUUACAAGAUCAAAAUCGCCAUCUCGAUUUAGUUAAAA
Rhododendron vialii is the source of this 1569-nucleotide messenger RNA. RefSeq names its product probable glycosyltransferase At3g07620. The record is from RefSeq and is a predicted model, not a curated record. Lineage: Eukaryota; Viridiplantae; Streptophyta; Magnoliopsida; Ericales; Ericaceae. The transcript has 4 exons. Bases 80 to 1507 code for a protein of 475 amino acids. Gene Ontology annotation, molecular function: glycosyltransferase activity.